AUGGGCCGGCUACCAUCACACAUUUUCAUUGUAAGACAUGGCAACCGACUCGAUGCCGCCGACAAGCAAUGGCACCUCACGUCGCCAACCCCUUAUGAUACCCCCCUGACGUACGGCGGUUUUUUACAAGCCAGGCAGGUGGGCAACCAGAUUAGCAGCAUUCUAGAACAGGCCAAGGUCGACGCCGAGGUGACAAAGAACGGCGCUGGACUUAGCGGGAAGCGCAGACGGUUCAGGGUCGUCAUCCACAGUUCGCCGUUCUUGCGAUGCAUCCAGACGUCAAUAGGCAUCACUUCGGGCCUUGCGCAGACGGCGCCCGAUUCCAUAUACCAGCCAUCCGAUGUCAUCGUUCCGCGAAAGGCGCCAAUCGGCCAGCAGAAUUCGAACAAGUCCGCUUUGCUUCGGCUGGACACGUUUCUGGGAGAGUGGCUCACACCAGAGUACUUCGAGACCAUCACACCACCUCCCGGAGCGUCUCUGAUGAUGGCCGGUGCAAAAUCGGAGCUUCUGCGGCGCGAAGAUUACAGCAUGUACACAAGCGCUCCGGUCUCUAGUAACAGUCGUCCAGCAUCAAAGGGCGCUCUUUGGAGUUCGCCAGUCUCUACUCCACAGCCGCCUGCUUCGCCUACGUUGGAAAGAGGAAGCGGCGUUUUUGCGCAGUCUGCCAUGGCCGCAGCGCUGUCCUCCGCUUCGCAGGAUCAAAAGAAAGGCUACGCACCCCCUCGACCAUUACAUGCCGUUUCAAGCAAUGGAAAGAUUCCAGAUGGAUUCGUCGCUCAUGCCAGAGACUCAUGCGCCGUGAUUGACUACCAAUGGGACUCAAUGAGAGCCCCGCUUGAUUUUGGCGAUGGCGGAAAGCUGGGCGAAGAGUGGGCGUCGAUGCACCACCGCUUUCGCUCAGGGCUGAGGAAGAUGGUCAACUGGUAUGCGACGACGGACUACCCCGACGAGAUGCUCUGCGCGUCUGCAAACAAUGACAGCGACCAUAAUUGUAACGAUAGCGGCUAUGGGGAGGAUGAGGACGAGGAAAUCGAGACGGUCGUCAUCAUCGUGUCCCAUGGUGCUGGCUGCAAUGCUCUAAUUGGUGCCGUCACGCACCAGCCUGUUCUUAUGGAUGUCGGGAUCGCCUCCAUCACAGUAGCUGUUAGAAAAUCCGAUGCUGAUUACUCAAAAGCUCUGGCCGCCGCGGCAGAUCGCCAGGGCGGUGCUGCGUCUCCGCUGGCCGCUGUCGAUGAUUUGUACGAUAUCCGCCUCUCAGCUAGCACCGAGCACCUGCGAUCGAAUUCUGGAGCAUCCAUUACCGGACCACCAGCAUCACCCAGAAAUUCCUGGGGUGGUUCAGGACGCCGUGGUCGCGGAUCAGUAUUAGCCAGCCCAACCACUGCGGAGGGACCUGUCCAGAGCCCCUUUACCGGUCUUGUCUAUGGCAACCGAAGUACUUCUGCAAACGCUUCAGUCGGCACUUUUACGCGACGAGACUCGGGCUCUAGCCGGCAAUCCCCUAAAGUCGCACCGCCUGCGGGUAUGACUCUGAAGGUCUCCGGUGGCAACGAGAGCAGUGGGCAGACUGCAGGGCAAGCCGCAGGACGGACCACAGGACGAGGAAGCACGUCAUCUUCUUCUGGCCUAUGGACACCUGCACGCUCUGCGCUGCGCUUCAUAGACGAUGUCGAUGAGGAAGCGGUAGAUGAUUACGAUAGCAUGCUUCCCGAUUUCGAUAACAAGCGAUUCAACCCCAUAUCAAACGAAAAUGUCAAACCAGCAUCCAAAGAAACAAAGUCAACGCCGUUUCCGUUGCUAUCAGCAUCAAAAGAUACAAAGUCAGAGCCAUUCCCGUUCCUUGACCGAGCAGCUGAGCGCCCAACCUCCUCUAAAGGUCCUGUCUUCGCCGCCCCCAUCACAAUCAACACGGAAUUGGCCUCCAAGGCCUUUGGAAGCCCGGUGGAAGAGAUGCCACUGUCGCAACUCGGAGGUCUAUGGAGUUUAGCUGUGCCUGAACAAAACGUCUCUCCGGACUGGAGUCAGACAAAGAGGAGGUGGACUGUCAACGAGAGAGCUUGA
Messenger RNA from Trichoderma gamsii, 2061 nucleotides. RefSeq lists its product as hypothetical. Bases 1 to 2061 code for a protein of 686 amino acids. Lineage: Eukaryota; Fungi; Ascomycota; Sordariomycetes; Hypocreales; Hypocreaceae. The transcript is spliced from 2 exons. The record is from RefSeq and is a predicted model, not a curated record.